Clarias gariepinus (North African catfish) is the source of this 2541-nucleotide messenger RNA. RefSeq names its product synaptotagmin-like 2a (gene sytl2a). The record is from RefSeq and is a predicted model, not a curated record. The coding region runs from base 436 to 2352 and encodes 638 amino acids. Gene Ontology annotation, molecular function: small GTPase binding; neurexin family protein binding. Gene Ontology annotation, biological process: intracellular protein transport; exocytosis. The transcript is spliced from 17 exons. Gene Ontology annotation, cellular component: plasma membrane; exocytic vesicle. NCBI's taxonomy places the organism in Eukaryota, Metazoa, Chordata, Actinopteri, Siluriformes, Clariidae.
UACUUCUGAUUGGCUGAUUGAUUUCGUCUGAUCUGAGAUCAGAUUUUUUCUCUCUAUCACUGAGCGCUCUUUGCUCCAUUGGGCCUGAUGUGUGUGUGUGUGUGUGUGUGUGUGUUUAGAGUUGCAGGGCAGGUUUAUUAUAAGAAGCAUUUUUUCCUCCAUGACUAACGGAUUACUGUACAUCUGCUCUAUCAGGAGCUCCAGGAAUUCUCCAGCAGUCCAUGUUUAACUCUCAACCGUUUUUCUUUUUUUUCUUUCUUUCAUUAAGUUUGCAGGUUUGGAGCCAAGAGUUAAUCAGAGUGAUGCUGCCGUGUCUGUCUGGACUUCAAACCGAAGAUAUCUGAUCAUCGACAGUGUCCGAAGCAGUCUCGGCUUAUAAGCAGAAAAAGAGCCAGUGGCUGUCUCUGUGAUUGAAAAUCUUUUCCUGUAAUCAUCAUGAUUGACUUGAGCUACCUGACCGAGGAGGAACAGGAGAUGAUCCUGUCAGUUCUGAAGAGAGAUGCUGACUUGAAACAUAAAGAAGAGCAGCGCAUCAAAAAGCUGCAGAAGACCGAGCGAGACAAGCAGAGGCUGAAGUACCUGACAGGAGAAUGGUUUUACGAGACCAAGUCGAACAGACACCGAGACAAGAUCCACGGCUCCGAUAUCAUCCGAGCCUCCAUGACGCGUAGGAAACCUGUGACUAUAAUGGAGCUCACCCAGAUCUGGCCGGGACAGUCUAGCUUUUUGAAAAAGCAAGAGAACAAUGACGUUUUUAUCCCACCAGAACUAUCUGGAAUAAUCGGGGAGCCGUCAUCAUCAGCACAUAACAGAGAGAAUUACUAUGAAGAGGCAGAAUAUAAACCUUCCACACACCCUCAGACAAAGCCUAGACUGAAUCCUUUCAACAGCAAGCCCAUAGGGUUCGACUCUGCUGGAAAGACAGAUGGACAUCAGCAGGUUCCUGGAAAUCAGCAGCCGGAAGUGGAGUCACUGUCGAUACCGCCUAAACCGACUCGGGCAGCCCAGAUCCCUCCUGAGGAGGGCAGUGAGGGUCUUGGCCCAGUAGGAAGAACACAGAAGCAAGCCUGCAUCAGACCCCUGUCUCUUUCUAAGAGUUUAGAGGAUCUGGCAACCCUUCCCUCAAAUGAAAGAUGGAACAAUGAACCAAGGAUCGACAUAAUACAGACAGUGGAGGAAGCUCCACAUGCCCUCAGCCUUGCAGUCUUGGACCCAGAGCAGAGUAAGAGACUGAGCGUCUCAGUACCGGCUUUUAUGCAUGAGCAGGGUAACGGCAGAGAAAGUGACAGUCUUUCAGUGAAUAGCUUCUAUUCUGAAAGACCGAGGAAAUGCAGCACAAAUACUUGCGUCAGUGCCUCCUCUGACCUCGCCUCCAUGUCUUCUGUCAGCGGCAGCGUGACGAACAUUUACGGCACAGACUUUGGUUACGUGGAUGUUAAGGGAACCAUCCAGUUCGCCAUUAAUUAUGUGAAUAAACUGGGAGAGCUCCACAUCUUUAUAGUCCAGUGCAGAGAUUUGGCAGCGGCCGAGCAUAAAAGAAACCGUUCUGACCCGUAUGUCAAAUGUUAUCUUUUACCUGACAAAGCAAGAAUGGGGAAGAGGAAAACAUCUGUAAAGAAGAAGACACUGAAUCCUACCUAUAAUGAAAUCUUACGGUAUAAGAUACCACUGGAGAGCUUAAAGUCCCAUACUUUAAAUGUCUCUGUGUGGCAUCAUGACACGUUUGGGAGGAACAGUUUUCUUGGUGAGGUCAAUGUGGAUUUGUCUGAGUGGGACAAUAAUACACAGAUGUUGGACCGCACCCUCAAAGGAAGAACUGUUACUCCAUCCAGUCCGAUGCAUCUUAACCAUAACAUGGCAGUGUGUGGAAAUAUGAGAAUAGCUUUGCGUUUCCUUCUGCAGACAUCUCAGAGUAACAAGACACCACAGACUGGUGAGAUGCAGGUCUGGGUAAAGGAAUGUACAGAUCUACCAUUCAGAAGAGGGACUAUAGACCCAUUUGUAAAAUGCUCAAUACUUCCAGACAGCCAUCAGAAUAACCGACAGAAAACUCGGGUUGUAAAGAAGACAGCAAACCCAGUGUUCAACCACAUCAUGGUCUAUGAUGGCCUGAGAGCAGAAGAUCUGAAAGACACCUGUAUUGAGCUCACGGUGUGGGACCACGAUCGGCUGAGUAAUAAUUUCUUAGGAGGCACGAGGCUAGGCCUUGGAACAGGUAAAAUUCAUGACAUUGAGGUAAAGUGGAUGGAUUCUAACUCUACUGAAUCAGCAUUGUGGAGAAGAAUGAUUGAAUCAAAGAAUGAAUGGGUGGAGCACACCAUACCUUUGAGGAUGCUUAUCAUGACAAGAUAGUAACGGUCCAAGUGAUUGGUUCAGAAGAAUGUGGCACACGCUAUAUAAACAUAAUAUACACAGCUUCAUUUUUGGGAUCACAUCAAAGACUACAUUGUUUAUGGAACAAGAAGUUCUGAAAAUGUCUUUUACCUGUUGUAAAAUCUUAAAAUAAAUAAUUUCUAAAUUUUAUACUAUUAACAAACUGCA